AAUGAACAGAUCAGCAUUCCCAUUGCUCUUUUCCUAAACAAAGCCAAUUGUUUUUCUGAUUCUUGCUCCUUCAAUUCUGAGUCCCAAGAAAAUGCAUGAACUGGAUCAUUACAGGGUCUGCGCCGUGAAGGCCAAGAAGGGCGUAGAGUGAAUAUUGCUGUCAAAAAAGCAUUUUCUCCUUCUCUUGUGGCUUGUAAAACCAAUCCCAUCCAUAUUAUGGAUCUUUCUGAACCUUGAUUCGGUGGUGAAUUGUGGACGCAAUCGGUGAAAAAUGCGACGACGGGCGGCCGACUAUCGGCGCCCGGUUCGACGGAGGUUUUCUUAUUGGAUCUGGUUGCUUCUUGGCUUGUUCUGUCUAGCAGGCUUUGUUUUGUUUGUCGUACAACACAAUCACCACGAAGAUCGGGGUGAGCUUCCCUUUCUGGAGAGAGAUGAAAUAAUGGAACCCGCUGAUAAGGACAGUUUGAAUUUUACAGAAGAAAUAUCAAGCGUAACCUCAUUUUCACGGCAGUUAGCAGAACAAAUGAUUUUGGCCAAGGCUUAUGUGAUAAUUGCCAAAGAGCACAAUAACCUUCACCUAGCCUGGGAGCUUAGCUCAAAGAUCAGAAGUUGUCAGCUCUUGCUUUCUAAAGCUGCCAUGACAGGAAAGCCCAUCACAUUUGAGGAAGCAGAGCCAAUUAUAAAAAGCUUAUCUUCUCUAAUUUUUAAGGCACAGGAUAUCCAUUAUGAUGUUGCAACCACAAUAAUGACAAUGAAAUCACGUAUCCAAUUUCUUGAAGAUCGAGCACAUUCAGCGACAGUCCAAGGGAACUUUUUUAGUCAAGUAGUUGCUGAAGGCCUACCCAAGAGCCUUCAUUGCCUACAAAUCAAACUUAUGGCAGAUUGGGUCAAAAUGCCAUCCUUGCAUGAACUUGCUGAUGAGAAGAGAGGCUCCCCACGUCUAACGGACAACAAUUUAUAUCAUUUUUGCAUAUUUUCAGAUAAUGUGCUUGCUACUUCUGUUGUUGUGAACUCCACGGUCUCAAAUGCUGACCAUCCAAAACAAUUGGCCUUUCACAUUGUUACUAAUGGAGUUAAUUAUGGAGCAAUGCAAACAUGGUUCCUCAUUAACGACUUUAAAGGGGCCACCAUAGAAGUGCAGAAUUUUGAGAAUUUUCAUUGGUUGAAUGAAUCUUAUUCUCCAAUUGUCAAGCAACUCCUCAACGCUGAUUCACGAUCCUUUUAUUUUGGGGUGUAUAAGGAUUUGGAUGUUGAAGCAAAACUGCACAAUCCUAAGUAUCUGUCUUUACUAAAUCAUCUUCGGUUUUACAUCCCUGAGAUCUAUCCACAACUUGAGAAGGUUGUAUUUCUUGAUGAUGAUGUUGUUGUCCAGAAGGAUCUGAUUCUUUUCUCGUUGGAUUUGCAUGGAAAUGUGAAUGGUGCUGUGGAAACGUGUCUUGAAGUAUUUCAUCGUUUUUAUAAGUAUCUCAACUUCUCAAAUUCAAUUAUAAGCUCAAAGUACGAUCCUCAGGCAUGUGCGUGGGCUUUUGGUAUGAACGUUUUUGACUUGGUUGCCUGGAGGAAAACAGAUGUGACUGCAAGAUAUCACUAUUGGCAAGAGCAGAAUGCUGAUGGGUCACUAUGGAAUCUGGGUACUCUGCCUCCUGGUCUUCUAAGUUUUUAUGGUCUGACGGAGAUACUUGAUAGGAGAUGGCAUGUUUUAGGAUUGGGGAAUGACGUAAAUAUUGAUAAUCGCCUGAUCGAAAGUGCAGCAGUUAUUCACUUUAAUGGGAACAUGAAGCCUUGGCUGAAGUUGGCUGUCAGCAAAUACAAGCCACUAUGGGAUCGGUACAUAAAUCAAAGUCAUCCUUAUCUUCAAGACUGUGCCACAGGUUGAAAUGCACUACUUGAUUGUCGAAGAACUUAGCAAUCUCAAUAUUAUUAUUUUUUUUUACACUUAAAAAACACAGCUGCCUUACUGUAGCGACAGAAUUAGACGAUCUUGACUUCUCUAGAAGUUCCCUUGUUUUACCUUUUUUCCCCUUUUCAGUCAUAGUGACAAUAUCCUGAAGGAAAAAUGAUGCUUCUAUACUAAAAAGUUCAAUGCUAGGUGAAGAGGACGUGGGAGAUUUUUUUUUUUUGAGGGGGAGUUUCUUCCCCUUCUGCAAGCUGUAGAAUUCUGUAGUAAUUCUUAUAAUUUUUCAGCCCUUUCAAAUUGUAAUGUAAUUGAACAGAUUU
Neltuma alba is the source of this 2217-nucleotide messenger RNA. Its product is annotated as probable galacturonosyltransferase 11. The record is from RefSeq and is a predicted model, not a curated record. NCBI's taxonomy places the organism in Eukaryota, Viridiplantae, Streptophyta, Magnoliopsida, Fabales, Fabaceae. Gene Ontology annotation, molecular function: polygalacturonate 4-alpha-galacturonosyltransferase activity.